ACGAGAGUGUAAGCUAGGUGGCCGCACGAUCACAUUUAUCGCGCCGAAGCUGUGCCAGACGCACAUGGGAUCCGUCCUGCGUACCGGGGGAUCUUCAGCACCCGCAGCCGAGCGGAGGGCACCGUCAGCCCGGUCAGGAGGAGCGCUCAGCCUGCCUGGACUCUUCCGCUGACGCAAAACAAACACACAGACACACACACAAACACACACACACGCAGAACAAACACUACACAUUUCGGAGGUGAUAUUCUUCCUUCCUGAGACACAAAGUGUUAUUUAUUUAUAUCGUAUGCGAGCCUGACAGUCAGCCGCGGCGGACAAACUGCGUGUUAGCGCGGGGAGGUCGGACUUGUUUGGCAGGGGAAACACACUGAAACACACGCGAAAAGACUCCCGUUCUGUCGCCCCCCUUCUUUUAUUUCCUGUCAGUUUUUUUUCUUCUUCUUGCGAUUUAUUUCCUGCUGCCAAAACCAGGAACCCGGGACUGAGCCCUUACUCCGAGGAUGAAAGAAAACUAGAUUUGCGAUCGAGGCUUUGAGGUUGUUUUACUGGAUUUAUUUCGCUGUGGAGGAAAAGCGAUCCGGGAGCGGAGCGGUGCGCAAAAAAGCCGAGGUCUUCCUCCUCUCUUCUCUCCCUCCUUUCUAUCUCUCCAUCUAUCAAUCUGUCUACCCAUCCUCUUCUAUCUAUCUGUCUCUCCAUUUGUUUCCAUGUUUUUAGGUCCGUGCGAUUUUGCUAAAAUGCAUCAUCAACAGCGGAUGGCAGCUUUGGGAACAGACAAGGAACUGAGUGACUUACUGGAUUUCAGCGCGAUGCGAAACAGCGAUUUGAAAAUGUUCCCAACAUCCAUGAUGUUUUCCCCUCCUGUUAGCAGUGGAAAGAACGGGCCAACCUCCCUGGGGAGCGGACAUUUCUCCGGCUCAAAUAUGGAGGAGAGGACGGGUGCAGCAUCAUGGGCGAGUGGAAGUCGUUCUUCCAAGAGUUAUGCUGAUGGGUCUCAGUAUAUGACGUCACAUGACAGCCUCUCACCUCCGUACACCAACUCCAGGGUAACAGGUAAAACAGAGAGGAGUUUGUACUCAUAUGGCAGAGAGUCCAACCCACACUGCCAUCAGUCCAUACUGGGUGGUGGUGAGUUGGGCUUGGGGAGUCCCGGUGCGGCGUCACCCACUAAGCCGGCCGGUCAGUACUACCAGCACUACAGCUCCAACCCGCGGAGGAGAACGCUGCACAUGGACACCAUGGACAUUCACACAAAAAAAGUGCGGAAGGUCCCUCCUGGCUUGCCGUCCUCGGUGUACGCUCCGUCUGCCAGCACAGCCGACUACAACAGGGACUCACCGGGUUAUCCCUCCUCCAAACCUCCCAGUGCUGGCUUCCCAAGCUCUUUCUUUAUGCCAGAUGGUCACCAUAGCGGCGACCCCUGGAGCAGCAGUAGCAGCAGUAUGAGCCAGCAAGGUUACCACGGCAGCAUGCUAGGUGGCGGGAAUUCAGCCCACGGCGCUGCUCAGAGCUCCUCCUACUGCGGGAUUCACCCUCACGACAGACUGAGCUACCCGUCUCACUCGUCUGCAGAUAUCAACUCCAGCCUUCCUCCCAUGUCCAGCUUCCACAGAGGGGGAGGUGGUGGGGGCGGGGCAAAUCACUACAGCACCGCCUCUUGCACUGCCCCUACCAACGGAACAGACAGCAUCAUGGCUAACCGAGCACAGAGCGCAGCAGCCAGCAGCUCUCAGACAGGAGAUGCCUUAGGGAAAGCACUCGCAUCGAUCUAUUCUCCUGAUCACACGAACAACAGCUUCUCUUCCAAUCCCUCCACCCCAGUCGGAUCCCCACCCUCCCUCACAGCUGCCAGUUCAGCCGUCUGGUCGAGGAAUGGCGGGCAGGGAGCAUCAUCGCCAAACUAUGAGGCUCCACUGCACUCUCUGCAAAGUCGCAUCGAGGACCGCCUAGAGCGUUUGGACGAUGCCAUUCAUGUACUGCGGAGCCACGCGGUGGGACCGUCAACGGGUAUGGCCAGCGGUCAUGGAGACAUGCACGGCCUCAUCGGGGCCGCACACACGCACAACGGCGCCAUGGGUGCUCUGGGCAGCGGAUAUGGAACGGGGCUGCUAUCGGCUAACAGACACUCCCUCAUGGUGGGCUCUCACAGAGAAGACGGCGGCAGCGUGGGUGGUUUGCGUGGAGGACAUUCGAUGGGGGGUCAGGUGCCGGUUCCUCAGCUGCCGGUUCAGUCAGCCACCUCGCCGGACCUCAGCCAGCCUGACCCGUACCGUGCUCUGUCCGGAGGCCUUCAGGGCCAGAGCACCUCCUCCGUAAGCUCGGAGAUCAAGUCUGAGGACGAAGGAGACGAGAACCUCCUGCAGGACUCGAAGCCCCUGGACACCAAGAAAGAGGACCCCGACAGCAAGGAGCUCAAAUCUAUUGAGAGGUCAAGAUCUAGCAACAAUGACGAUGAGGACCUGACUCCAGAGCAGAAGAUGGAGAGAGAGAGGGAGCGAAGGAUGGCCAACAACGCACGGGAGCGUCUUCGCGUCCGCGACAUCAACGAAGCAUUCAAGGAGCUCGGCAGGAUGGUCCAGCUGCACCUGAAAAGCGACAAACCUCAGACAAAGUUGCUGAUCCUGCACCAGGCCGUGGCUGUCAUCCUCAGUCUGGAACAACAAGUCCGAGAGCGAAACCUGAACCCAAAGGCGGCCUGUCUGAAGCGCCGCGAGGAGGAGAAGGUCACCGUGACAUCAGACGGGACUCCCCUCUCACUGGCCGCAGCGCACCACUCCGCCGCCACCAUGGGUGAUGGGCCGAACCCCAUGGGACAAAUGUAAAACGCAGCAACAUCUCCUCCCCCCUGAAUGGUCCAAGGUGCCAGAGUUCAUCAAGAUGAUGAGUGACCACUUCCUCUGAAGGCAUUUCCAUGACAACCUGGCAAUCGAUCAAAACUGUUGUUGCUUCAGCCUGACCAAUCAGUUUCUCUGGAACCCCAACCUGACCAAUCAGAUCAGCCUUUUUCUCUCCACUCGUCUGUCGUCUCUGACCCUCCUCUUUGUCAUCGUCUCCUUCUUCUAUCAAGAACACAAACUGCAGAGUCACGUUAGUUGCUUUCGUCACUUUGCAUCUCCAGCUGAAGUGAACUGGAUGCUUCUUUGCGGAGACCUAAAAAAAUGGCCGCUGUGACAUGGCUGCUAUGAAGCGGCAGCUUUUGACACAAAGUGACAGCAAUGGACAAGUCUUUGGAAUCACACCAUCGAAGAAACUUCUUCUUGUGCUACAUGUUUUAUCAGCAUUCCCAGUUUUAAAGAACAAAAGGGUUCUAUAUAAAUAUAUAUAGUAUAUAUAUAUAAUUAUAUAUAUAUAUAUAUGAGAAAAGGAAAAAAUAAUAAAAAAUUUAUACUGCACGCGGGCAGUGAGGAGGGAAGGGGUUGGGGAGGGAUGUUCAGAAUGACACAAAACAUAUCACAAAGUGUUUAAAGAGAUUUUUUGUAACAAAAGCAACAUUGCGCAGCUGUUGUUGAAUGCAGCUCCAGCGCAUCUCUGACUGAAUGGCAGUCUAACGCCACACUGUGGAUGAAGCUGUGCCUGAUCUCCUCUUGGAUGCAAACCAGUCAGAUAGAUACACACGGAGAAACAAAGGAAACAAAACUAAGAAAUGAGCACAGGCUGCAUACUCAGACACAAACAGUAAGCAAAUUUCCAACUAUAAAUCAAAAUGAAGAAAACAUUAGGACACCAAAUGUGUUGCAAUCAUGCAGCUUUUCAGAGGUGCUUGAAUUGCUGACUGAUUUGAAUGAAAACUUUUGCCAAUGCUUGACUAUCAGAGGCAUCUAGAAAGAAGCAGGGCCAACAAGACGUUACGACUUCUUCCCUUUCUAAUGCAUUCCCUUAAAAAGUGCAAACAUUUGCAUUGUCAGUGUAAAAGAACCUGAACAUUAGUGCUCCUUGCUGGUGCACACAUUGAGUUUGUGGAGACUGCAAACUUGUGUAAAGUUAUUGUGUGAACACAAAUCCAAAAGCCAGGAUAUUUGUACCCAAAUGACCCGUGUGUAUCUACUGGGAGGAAGAGAGUUCUUAAGGGAAUCAAUCACUGAAUCAGUCAAUCAGCGAGUGACUCCAGAGGGACUGGGGAAUAUUGACGAAUUACAAUGGAUAGACAGAAAAGAAAAAUGAUGCAGAAAUAGGAAAACUGUACUGUUAAAUGUGGCAGGAAGGAAAGGCUUUCAUGGCAUCCUCGUAUUAGAUUGUUGUUGUGGGUUCAAAUUACAGAAA
Messenger RNA from Pelmatolapia mariae (spotted tilapia), 4260 nucleotides. RefSeq names its product transcription factor 4-like. The transcript has 20 exons. Gene Ontology annotation, biological process: regulation of transcription by RNA polymerase II. The record is from RefSeq and is a predicted model, not a curated record. Gene Ontology annotation, molecular function: RNA polymerase II cis-regulatory region sequence-specific DNA binding; DNA-binding transcription factor activity, RNA polymerase II-specific; protein dimerization activity. Lineage: Eukaryota; Metazoa; Chordata; Actinopteri; Cichliformes; Cichlidae. Bases 708 to 2822 code for a protein of 704 amino acids. Gene Ontology annotation, cellular component: transcription regulator complex; chromatin.